This is a messenger RNA of Micropterus dolomieu (smallmouth bass), 4376 nucleotides long. RefSeq names its product family with sequence similarity 13 member A (gene fam13a). NCBI's taxonomy places the organism in Eukaryota, Metazoa, Chordata, Actinopteri, Centrarchiformes, Centrarchidae. Gene Ontology annotation, biological process: signal transduction. The coding region runs from base 378 to 3206 and encodes 942 amino acids. The record is from RefSeq and is a predicted model, not a curated record. The transcript has 24 exons.
AAACGAAGAGAGAAGGAUAUCUUCAAACAUGAGCAAAUUAAACAAAUUCUAAACAAUUAAAUAGCUUCAUAUCACUGUUAGAGUUAAAGGAUUAAAUUAUUUGUCAUGCUGCAAUUUGGGUCAACCGACCUUUUAAAGCCUUGCAUCAGGAGGGUCUGUUCAGAGUGAAUGGGAAUGUGCGGGCUGUGGAGACCCUGAAACAGCGACUGGAGAGUGGAGAGGAUGUGGACCUUCUCUCUGAAUCUGAUUCGUGUACAGUGGCCAGCUUGCUGAAACGAUACCUCAGGGACCUGCCAGAGGGUCUGGUGGACUCAACAGUCCAACAGGCACUGAUACAUCAAUACCAAGAGUGCGCCGAUGAUGUCUCUUGGACAGAUAUGAGAGGCCUGCUCCAGCAGCUUCCAGACGUCCACCACAACCUCCUCCGCUACCUCUGCCACUUCCUCACCCUUGUGGAGUGCAACCACAAGGAAAACCGCAUGACUGCCCACAACCUUGCUACUGUGUUCGGACCCAGUGUCUUCCAUGUGGCUCCUGGUUUUGAAGCAAUGAAGGACCAAAAUAUCUGUAACAAGAUUAUGGUCAAGCUCAUCCAGAACUACAGCAAUAUAUUUGAGACCGACGGAGACAGAGAAGGCCGCACAGAAGAACAAUCCACCCUUAUUGUUGUCAAGACAUGGAUUCUCUCGUCCGCUUUCUGGUCCCAGGAGGCACACGCGACAGAUGCCGACACCAAGAAUUCACCCAGCCAACUCAAUGCGACGGAGCCGACGCCGGUUUCCAGGACAAAGGCUGGACAAAAAACCCCACCACAAAAUGUAGAACCUCUGAACAAAUCCUCCGCUGACACUCCGAAGGCGAGGCAGAGGAAAAGGAAGGUGAGGAAAGGGAAGUGUGACGGCAUGACUCAAGUUAUCCCUCGGCCCAGACGCUCUGCUGGGUUGCCCCAUGCGAGACCCCUGUCCAUAGUUUUGCCCCUGACCUCACAGCUGAGGACUACCAGUCCAGAGCCAAUGGAGACAGCUCCCAUUCCACUGGCUCGCCAAGACACCCCAGACGCUGCCUCGCAACUAAAGCACCUCGAUGUCAGUCCCUCUGGCAGCAUGGAGGGCCUCAGCAGCUCACAAGAAGAUGAGAGGCCAAUAUCCCCUUUCUACAUGAGUAACCACCUCUCUCCUGUCCAGUGCAGACCAGAUGUUGUAAAUUUUCUGGACCGGACGAUACGUUCAGCAGUGGAGCAGCACCUGUUCGAUGUAAACCCUUUAGGGGAUCAAAGUUCAGAGGACUGUGAGUUGACUCCACGUCCACCAUCUCCAAGAGUGAACGCAACUGCCCGACAGAGACGUCGACACCAGAGAGAGCAACAGGAGGAGGGGCUGAGACACAAAGAAAGAAACAGAGCUGCGUCCAUCAGAGCAGACACCAACAAGGAGAACAUCCCGUCGAGCGGUGGAAACAGUUCAGGCAGCGUGGGGGAGGACACGGGAAGCGGCAUGGACUCACAGGGAGGCCAGGGUGGUCACACAGAGCGAACCCCCAACCCCAGGAAGUCGAAACACAGCCCGACACUGAUGCAGCUCACUGACAACCAGGAUGCCCACGCAUUCAAAGAAUGGGUUGGUGAGGGACCUGAAGCAAACCACAUGGAGACAUUUCAUAACGGGAAUGAAAUUUCAAGAAAAGAUGGCCUUCCUCCCCCUCCACAGACGUUUAGGAUGAAGAUCCAGGAGUCGCCCGUCACUUGUGACACGGGGAGGGUAGGCGGCGGAGACGUGCGAGGCUCAGACCCGGACUGCGAGAGGACGAGCUGCGAGGACGUGCCCCGGCUGGAUCUGACAGCACUGACUGAGGACAACAACUGGGGAGAACCCGUCCCGGCGUACUCGCCACUGCAGAGGGAGAGCAUGGACCGCGAGGAAGCUCGACUCUCCCCCCACGCCGGGGGGCGUCUCAUCCGCCAGCUGCUGGAGGAAGACAGCGACCCGAUGCUGUCCCCUCGCUUCUACGCCUACGGGCAGUGCCAGCAGUACCUGGACGACACUGAAGUGCCUCCCUCACCACCAAACGCACACUCAUUUGUCAGUCGCAGACGGAGUUCGUCUCUUGGAUCAUGUGACGAUGAGAAGGAGGAGUUGACAUCCGCCCAGCUCACAAAGAGGAUCCACGUGCUGAAGAAGAAGAUCCACAGGUUCGAGGAGAAGUUUGAAGAGGAGCGGAAAUACAGGCCAUCCCAUGGUGAUAAAGCUGCAAACCCGGAGGUGCUGAGAUGGGUAAACGAACUGUCUAAGCUGCGUAAAGAGCUAAAAGAACACAAGUUGAUGAAGUCUGAAGAGGAUUUGCCGCCAAUGACUCGCCAGCGCAGCAACACGCUGCCCAAAAGCUUCGGCUCUCAGCUGGAGAAAAAACCCCAGCAGGAGAAAGUGCCCAAGCCUCCGGUGGAAAGCACCCUGGAGACGAUUUUGAAGAAGCUGCAGGAGAAGAGGGAGGAGGUGAGCCGCUCCGAGGACAUCAAGGAUAUGACAAGAGAGCAGAUCGGAGCGGAGAAAGUCGCCCUGCAGAAAGCUCUACUCCACUACGAGAGCAUACACGGUCGACCGGUCACUAAGAGCGAGAGGCAGAUCAUGAAACCCCUGUACGACAGAUAUCGCCUGGUGAAGCAGAUCCUGUGCAGAGCUUCCACCAUCCCCGUCAUUGGCUCUCCCUCCAGCAAGCGCAGAGGUCCCCUCCUUCAGCCUAUUAUCGAGGGCGAAACCGCACUCUUCUUCGACGAUAUCAAGGAGGAAGAGGACGGCUCAGAGGACGACGGAGACUCAAAGACCCAGUUCACCGUGACCGCCCGGCCCGACCUAAGCGUGCUCGGCUUGCUGGACCACAUGGACGAGGAAGCGGACGGUUUCAUUUCACCCGUGGACGACCUCUCGCCGUCAAAGAACAUGACGGACAUGAGGCUGUCCAACCUGCACUCCGCCACCACGCAGGAACUUGUGGAGCAACUCCAAGAGGCCCGAGAGGAGAAGAAGAUUCUCCGCAAAAACCUGAAAGAGUUCGAGGACCAGUUCUUCAGACAAAAUGGAAGAAAUGUGCAGAAGGAGGACCGCUCCCCGCUGGCAGUGGAGUACAACGAAUACAAGCACGUUAAAGCCAAACUGCGGCUGCUGGAAGUCCUCAUCAGCAAAAGAGACUCGACUAAUCUAAGAGACAAAUAAAAGACUCUAAAAGGACUGAUGCUUAAGUCUCCAGAAACACAUCUCACCCUGCUGGGAAAAAAACAUCUGAUUUCGCUUCUGGGCGCCAUCUGUGCCUCUCAUGUUUCUGGCUGGGGCCUGUUAAUCUGUUCUGUCGGGCGCAGUGGGUUUUUUUGGAGCACACAGAGAGCCACCGACCCACACCUAAUUGAAAGCGACACAGAGUGACCUGAGGAGUUUGUUUCCAACCAAACCUCACCUUCAGGAUGUUUUUUUUCCCCUCGAGACUAAGCAAACACGCACACAAAUAACCUGAAUCACACUUUUAUUGCUAAUAAUUUAUUUCUAUCCUUGUGAAUGUUUAUAUCGGAAAAGUUAUUUUUCUCGCGCUUUCACUGUAGAAGUCUUAAAAAUAAAACUUGUAAGUAAAAUAAUAGAUAUCAAAUUAUUGCUAUUUUUAAAGAAGGAUUUUGCGAUCAAGAUUUCCGUGUAUUUUUGUAAGGGAGACGUUACUAUUUGUAUAACUCCAAUCAGCUUGACAGUAUUCACUAAAAAAUUUGCUUUCGCUAUUUCAUUUCUGACCGUCUUAUGUCUGAAAUAAUCUAGAAGUUAAAUUGAGUAUUUGCUUACUAAAACAAGUAGUUUCUAAUUUUAAUACAACCCAAAGACAGUGACUCAGAGUGCAACCUGCGAACCAAAAUAUCUCAUCAAUAAAACAGCUUAUUUUUGUGAUCACUGGUACCUUCUCAAGCAUCUGACUCUAUAUUUUAUGCAUUGAUGUACUUCUUUCCCCACUUACUUCAUGUCAAAUAAGCUAUUUCUUGGAAUCACUGGUAUGUUUUUGCUCACACUGAUAAACAUUGACAAGGACGUAUGUGAGGUGACUCUGGAGGACAAAAAUGGGCACUAAAAGCUGCAGUUUUCCCAGAGUCCUGUGUCUCCUUCUGGUCCUAUCCAGAGCUCGUUUCUGUUCUUUUGUAAAUAUUGAUCAUCACUGUGUAUGUUUACAUUUCUGUGAGCGAGUACAUUUUUCCUUUCUUUCUCCAAAAUGGAUGAUUAUCAGUGUGAAUUUAGUUUUUACUGAAUAUAAACACUGCCACGGCUUAAUGAAUUUUUGAGUGUGUACAUUUUAGUACAUAAAUUGUAUUUGUAUUUUGUAAAUAAUAUUAAUGAAAUCAUAUUUUUACUGAA